AUGACAGUCAUUGACUGGGUCCAAGACUAUGGUGGAUCUCUCCAGGAUUGGGUGCCCAACUCCGAUGGUUCCCGUGACUUGUUGACAGGCCUCCCAGCUGCAAUGAAGAAGCUCCUGGUGACGGUGGCUGCACUGACGCCAGAAGCCAGCUCCGCCUUUAUUCGUCAGGUAGCUUUGUCCGAAGCUUCGGGCAACAGAGGCUUGCAGCCACUUGAUGAUGAUGAGCGCGAGGCCAGGGAUGCGGAAAUCGAGGCAGAGCGGACUGUCAAAGAAGCAGAAGCCGCUCUGCAAGAGAGAGAUGAGAAGCCCAGGCAUGGCAAAAGUCAGCCUCUGUUUGCGACGGUCGCUGCGCUCAGGAUGGAGAAGGGCCUGCCAUACACGGAGUUUGAGCCCAGAUGCAUCAAGCACAUGGAGGAGGUGAGCAGUUCCCUUGCCGACGCCUACGGUGAUGUGCAGGUCAAGCAUCUCCUCACGCAAGAGUGCCGCCUGGAAGCUGAGUUUCCUCGAACUGUCGACACGGGCUUUGAUGAUGUCAAGGAAUGCCUGAAGUUCGCGGAUGAGUUCGCCAAAAGAGAGGACGGGUCUUUCAAACAGUUCUGCAAGCAUUUCUUCGAGGCAUCCGAUCUUCCUGCUGACACGCAGGCGAUAGCCAAGCAGACCGAAACUGCAGCAAAGAAGACUGCAAGGUCCAGCUGGUGGGACAGAGCUUAUCGUGCGCCCAACGUCAUGCGCGAGUCCACUCAGGAUAGUUCCGAGGUCAUUGGAAGCGCCGGGACAUCGAAGGCGCGAGCCAGGCGUGGCUCAACCGAUAAGACGACUGAAAGCGCCGGCAAGCCGAAGACAGCGGCAGAGGAAGGGACAGCAACGUCUCGGCCCGAAGUGGGGAAAUCCACAGAGGAUGCAGAGGGCGCGGGUGAGGACAGUGCAGAAGACACGGGCGAGGCAGCUUAUGAGGCAGCCUUGCGCUCCGGGAAGAGCCCGGAAGAAGCUGCUCGCGUUGCGGCGGAGGCUGCGAGCAAGGUGGCUGAAGACGAGGCUCGUAAGUCGGGCAAAAGCCCCGAAGAAGUGCAGCGGGCAGCAGCUGCCGCGGCUUACAAGGCCGGUGUGUCAAAUGGUAUGAGCAAGAAAGAGGCCGAGGACGCAUCCUCGGAGGCUGCCGAGGACGUCAGUGCCAAAGCCGCGCGUGGCAUUCCUGGGUCGAGCCGUGGGAGUGACAGUGGCGAGGGCAGCGCUGCCUCCACUGACACUCCGGCCACUGCAUCUGCGGAGUCACAGAGAGACGGAGCCUCCGGGGCUGUGGCUCAGCAAUGGGGUUGGUUCCAGUGGCUGUGGAAUCUGUUGUGGCCAGUGCAGACACAGUCGUCAGAGAAGCCGUUCAACAACACGCUGGGGCCAGCGAAGAACAAGACGACAGAGAUUGGCCUUCAGCAAUCUGAUCUGGAGCGUUUAGAUGCCAUUCUUCGCCAAGAGAGGGAUUUCGACGCAGAUGGCAUCGUGGCGAAUACCGAUCGGAAAGAAUACACAUCCGCUUGUGUGGUGCACCUGAAGAAGGUCGGCACGGCCAUCGAUUCAUCCUAUUCCGACCAGCAGGCCCAAGAGGUCUUAGAGUCCCAGUGCUUGCUGGACAAGGAAUUCGUGACGAGGCACGAUUCCUUCGUCAAGACGAAGGAUUGCAAACUGUUUGCCAAGCUGUACAUGAAGGCUCGGAGACAGGAGCUUCUAGGCAGUGAUGCCUCCUACAAGAAGCUUUGUGCUUGGUAUUUCAGCUACAUGGAUCAAGCUUUCGACAAAGACCAUCUGCAGGACUUUGACUCCAUGCUGCUUGAAGGCACCAGGUCUUCCGAAGUCCGGCACCUCCGCCCGCAGCAGACUCAAAGCGCCGACUGA
This is a messenger RNA of Symbiodinium sp. CCMP2456, 1887 nucleotides long. Lineage: Eukaryota; Dinophyceae; Suessiales; Symbiodiniaceae. The record is from the annotation of a GenBank genome assembly.